This is a messenger RNA of Erythranthe guttata (spotted monkey flower), 1908 nucleotides long. The record is from RefSeq and is a predicted model, not a curated record. Lineage: Eukaryota; Viridiplantae; Streptophyta; Magnoliopsida; Lamiales; Phrymaceae.
AAAAAAAAAAAAAAAGUUCCAUUUUUAGGUCUAGAUUGAAUCACGAAUCACGUGCUGCGCGAAAUGGAAAAAAUCCCCAAUAUCUUUUACUGCGAUGCAAUUAGCUGUCGUCAGCCCACCGCUGAAGAAGGGCGGAGAAAAAUCGACAAUGGCGGAGCGAGAGAUUGAGGUGAUUCACUUGUGGUGUACGCGAAGGUCUGCGAGUACCACUCUCAUGUAUUCUUUUGCUCAGAGAGAUGAUACGGAAGUGCUAGACGAACCCCUUUAUGCAAAUUAUUUGCGUGUGACGGGAGCUCAAAGACCUUACCGAGAAGAACUCCUGUCAAAAAUGGAAUCUGAUGGAGAUAAGGUUGUGAAAGACAUCAUUUUCGGACCCGGACAGAAGAAAUACAGAUUCUGCAAGCACAUGGCUACUCAGCGUCUGCAUGGUCUACCAGACGACUUAAUGGAAAGAGGAAAGCACUGCAUUCUGAUAAGAAUCCCCUCGCCGUAUUGGCAUGUGUUGCAUGUGUCUCAGACAUCAUAUGACAAGGAGACUCCACCAUCAUUAAGUGAUUUGGGGUACGAUAGCUUGGUCUCCAUUUUCAGUGACCUUCAUAGUCGAGGAAAUACCCCUUAUGUCAUUGAUUCAGAUUUACUCAGAGAAGAUCCAAAGGCUACGUUACGUGGUCUAUGCGAUGAUCUUGGUAUACCUUUCCAGGAUGAAAUGGUCAAAUGGGAGUCUGGACCGAAACCUUUUGAGGGCGUGUGGCGCCCCCUAUUGUUUCUUCAGGCAUUUCCAUCGUCUUUGUACGAAUUAUUGGAGCAAAGUAUGCCCUUUUACGAUUUUCUAAAGCGCUAUGUGAGAAUGAACACUACAAAAGCUCUCAAUCCAAAACUUCCCGUUUUCGCUAAUGCCAAAUUGCUUGCUUGGGUAGGUGAUGAGAUUGUGCCACGCGAAAGUGCAAAGGUCUCGGUUUUCGACUCGGUUGUGCAAGGUGGCGAUGCAGUUUGGGAGGGCCUGCGAAUUUAUAACGGGAAGGUAUUUAAACUCGAGGAACAUUUAGACAGGUUGUUCGACUCGGCAAAAGCUCUGGCUUUCAAUAAUUUACCAACUCGAGAAUAUGUGAAAGAAGCUAUCUUCAAAACACUAAUAAGGAAUGGAAUGUUCCAUAAUGCCCACAUUAGACUAACUUUGACUCGUGGAAAGAAGGUGACCUCGGGAAUGAGUCCAGCAUUCAACCUCUAUGGAUGCACUUUGAUUGUCCUUGCUGAAUGGAAGCCGCCAGUCUACGACAAUGAAAGCGGUAUAACUUUGGUUACAGCAACCACGCGCCGUAAUUCACCUAACAAUUUGGAUUCGAAAAUUCACCACAACAACCUUCUUAACAAUAUUCUUGCCAAGAUUGAAGGGAAUAAUUCAUACGCGGAUGAUGCAAUCAUGCUCGACAAGGAUGGCUAUGUAUCGGAAACGAAUGCCACAAAUAUAUUUUUGGUGAAGAAAGGCUGCGUUGCAACACCUCACGCCGAUUACUGUCUUCCAGGAAUAACACGAGCAACCGUGAUGGAACUUGUGGUGAAGCAAAAUUUGGUUUUACGAGAGCGACGAAUUAGUUUAUCGGAGUUCCAUACAGCAGACGAGGUGUUCACAACCGGAUCCAUGGGCGAACUCAGUCCGGUAAUAAAAAUUGAUGGACGCACAGUUGGGGAUGGUGGAGUGGGACCCAUUACUAAAAGAUUGCAAUAUGCUUACAAAAAACUCACUGAGGAGUUAGGUGUUCAUAUACCCACUUAUCAACAGUUGUGAAAAAUUAGCUAACUAUUUUUCAUAUUUAAUUCUGGAUUUUUUUGUUUAUUUAUUUCUUUAGAAUUUUAUUAGUUUUUGUAUUAGAUAUAAUUGUUAAAUUAAUCAGAGAGAGGUUUUUUUUU